This is a messenger RNA of Cylicocyclus nassatus, 313 nucleotides long. The record is from the annotation of a GenBank genome assembly. Lineage: Eukaryota; Metazoa; Nematoda; Chromadorea; Rhabditida; Strongylidae.
GGAAUUUCUCUCGUUUUGGGAGUCACACAUGAUACAGUUCCUCCUAUAAAAGUAGUCUUUUUUGUUGCAGGUAGUUUAUCGCCAUGCCAAAGCAAAUUACUGAGAUCAAGGACUUUUUGGUGUUGGCACGCCGAAAGGAUGCGAAGAUCGUUAAGAUCAAGAAGAAUAGCCUCAAUGUGAAAUUCAAGGUCCGCUGCAGCAGAUAUCUCUUCACGUUGGUUGUCAAUGACAAGGAUAAGGCGGAGAAGCUGAAGCAAUCUUUACCUCCCGGCAUCCAGGUCAUUGAGCUGAAGUAAAAGGUCAAAUGGCGUCU